Messenger RNA from Monosiga brevicollis MX1, 2031 nucleotides. RefSeq lists its product as uncharacterized. The record is from RefSeq and is a predicted model, not a curated record. The transcript is spliced from 14 exons. Lineage: Eukaryota; Choanoflagellata; Craspedida; Salpingoecidae. Bases 1 to 2031 code for a protein of 676 amino acids. Gene Ontology annotation, cellular component: cytoplasm. Gene Ontology annotation, molecular function: tryptophan synthase activity. Gene Ontology annotation, biological process: L-tryptophan biosynthetic process.
AUGGCCGUCGCCAUCCGUCAAGCGUUUGCCCGCUGCCAGCGGCUGGGCAAGCCCGCCUUUGUCGGGUUUCUGACCGCUGGCUUUCCGACGUUGGACACCACCAUCCCGGCUCUUGUGGCUCUUCAGGAGGGCGGUGCCGACAUCAUCGAGCUGGGUUUGCCCUUCUCCGACCCUUUGGCCGAUGGCGGGGCUAUCCAAAAGGCCAAUACCCAAGCCUUGGCCAACGGCAUGACCGUACCCAAACUGGUGCAACUCAUUGCCGACGCGCGCAAGGCGGGUGUGACUGUGCCCAUUGUUAUCAUGGGCUACUUCAACCCGAUGAUGGCCUACGGCUUCGAGCGCUUUGCCAAGGACGUAGCUGAGGCUGGUGGCAACGGCUUUAUCAUUGUAGAUCUGCCGCCCGAGCAAGCAAGCAGUGCCUUAGAGGCCAUCAAUCGCCACGAUCUUGGCUUUGUGCCGCUGGUGACACCCACCACGACGGAUGAACGCAUGGCCAAACUUGCCUCCAUUGGCAACUGCUUCAUUUACUGUGUGAGCGUUACUGGCGUAACUGGUGCGCGCACCAAUUUGGCUGAAGACUUGCCCGACUUUAUUGCCCGUGUGCGCAAGCAUACUCAAUUGCCUCUGGCCGUGGGCUUUGGCAUUAGCAAGCGUGAGCACGUGGUCACGGUCGGGCAAAAUGCUGAUGGCGCUGUUGUGGGGUCGGCGAUCAUCGCCGCCGUGGAUAGCCUUGGUCCUGAGGCUUCACCGGCGGAUCGGGCACAACAAGUUCAAGCUCUCAUCCAAGACUUGACGCAGGGCAAGACCCAUGCCGAGGGUGAAGACGAGGCGAUGGACAAGAUUGUGGUUGAUGGCUUCAGCUAUGGUGCUUUUGGGGGGCGCUACAUCCCCGAGACCCUGGUUGAAGCCCACGAGCAGCUCUGGGAGGCCUGGCAGGAGGCUUGGAAGGACCCAGCUUUCCACGAGGAACUGGCGCACCUUCGCUCGAAAUAUGUUGGUGGACCCACACCCCUUUGGAAGUGUGAGCGGCUCAGCCAAGCCUGCGGCGGGGGUGAAAUUUGGCUCAAGCGUGAAGAUUUGGCGCACACCGGUGCGCAUAAGAUUAAUAACGCGUUGGGCCAGGUGCUGCUCGCCAAGCGUCUCAAUAAGGAGCGAUUGAUCGCCGAGACUGGUGCCGGUCAACAUGGAGUGGCCAUGGCGACGGCCUGCGCCCUUAUGGGCAUCAAGUGUGUCGUGUACAUGGGUGAAGAAGACACGCAACGCCAGUCACUCAACGUCUUUCGAAUGAAGAUGCUCGGGGCCGAGGUCGUGGCUGUCAAGUCUGGGUCGCGCACGCUCAAGGAUGCUAUCAACGAGGCCAUGCGUGAUUGGGUGACCAACGUGCGCACCACCCAUUACUGCCUCGGAUCGGCUGUGGGCCCACAUCCUUUUCCCUUGAUUGUACGCGACCUGCAAUGCGUCAUUGGUCGCGAAGCGCGCACGGAGUUUUUGGAGACCACAGGUUCUCUGCCCGAUGCGGUCAUUGCUUGCGUUGGGGGUGGUUCCAACGCCAUCGGCAUGUUCCAUCCCUUUGUCGGGGACGAAGGUGUGCGCUUGAUCGGCGUGGAGGCUGGUGGUGAGCACGGCGUGGAAGGGGGCAAGCACUCGGCCUCCCUGGUCGCGGGCAAGCCCGGUGUGCUGCACGGCACGUUGACCUACCUCUUGCAGGACACGGAUGGACAAAUCACGGAGACGCAUAGCAUCUCGGCCGGUCUCGACUACCCGGGUGUGGGCCCAGAGCACUCCUUCCUCAAGGAUAGUGGCCGAGCCGAGUAUGUGGCCAUUACGGACAGCGAGGCCUUGGAUGCCUUCAAGCAGUUGUCGCAGCUGGAGGGUAUCAUCCCAGCUCUCGAGUCGAGCCACGCCGUGGCCUAUGGCAUGAAGUUGGCCAAGACGAUGAAGCCUGGGCAGCGCGUGCUGGUCAACCUUUCGGGCCGUGGCGAUAAGGACAUGAUGACUGUGGCCAAGGUCAUGGGAGUGCAGCUGGAUUGA